AUGGGCGACUAUGCUCCCCCUCCGGGCCCACCCCCACCUCAGGUUCCUGAAGGCUGGAAGGCUCAGUGGAACGACCAAUACAAGGAAUGGUUUUUCGUAAACCUGUACACCAAGCAAUCGCAAUGGGACAAGCCCACCCAGCCCGCCUAUCCUUCGUCAGGCGGCCCCCUCCAGCAUCUCGGUGCUGAGAAGGGUGGCUACGGCUCAAACAACCCUUACGGCGGCUCCUCGACUCACUCGGCCGGCUCGUCACACAAUGUCAACGACGACGAGGCCCUUGCCCGCAAGCUUCAGGCCGAGGAAGAAGCUCGCGCUCGUCAGUCCGGCCAGUCUGGAGCUCGCUCAGGCGCCUCCGACAACUACUACAGCUCCGGAACUCCUCAGUACCAGUCUCAGUCCCAGUCCCAGCCUCAAUACCAAUCUCAGCCUCAGUACUCGAAUGAGCUGCCUCCCCGCGACCAGGACCGUGGUAAGAGCAAGGGCGGACUGAUGGGAAAGCUUCUCGGCAAGGUCUCGGGCUCGAGCUCGCGUCCUCCCCAGGGUUACGGCCAGCAAGGCUACCCCUCUGGCGGCAUGAUGGGUGGUGGUGGCAUGCACCAACAGCAAUACGGCGGAUACCCUCAGCAAGGCUAUGGAGGCUACCCGCAACAGCAAAUGUACGGACAGCCACAACGUAAGACGGGUGGCGGUAUGGGCAUGGGUGGCAUGGCUCUGGCUGGUGGUGCCGGUCUGCUUGGUGGUGCCAUGUUGAUGAACGGCAUCGACGAUAUGGAAGAUCGCUCCUACGAACAAGGCUAUGACAAUGGAGGCGGCGGUGAUGACUAUGGCAACGACGACUACGGUGGUGGCGAUGAUGGUGGCGGUGACUUCUAG
Molecule: messenger RNA, 873 nt
Organism: Aureobasidium uvarum
Lineage: Eukaryota; Fungi; Ascomycota; Dothideomycetes; Dothideales; Saccotheciaceae
Source: the annotation of a GenBank genome assembly